AUGCACGGACCCGGGCGCCCCCUCCUGCUGGGGCUGCUGCUCGUGCUGGGGGCGGCGGGGCCCGGCAGGGGCGGCGCGGAGCGCCGGGAGGCCGCGGACCGACAGACGCUGCUGCGGCUCAUCGUGGAGAUCGUCCAGGAGCUCAGGAAGUACCACUCGGGGGAGUCCAAGAGGCUGCAGCUCUCGGGCCAGCAAGACUACAUCCUGGGCCGCAGGGAGGUCGCCGAUCACCCUUACCCCGAGGAGCAGAGAGUGGAAAUUGUCCCUCGAGAUCUAAGGAUGAAAGACAAGUUUUUAAAACAUCUUACAGGUCCUCUGUAUUUCAGCCCAAAGUGCAGCAAACACUUCCACAGACUUUACCACAACACCCGAGACUGCACCAUCCCCGCAUACUACAAGAGGUGUGCCCGGCUUCUUACUCGGCUGGCAGUCAGCCCGAUGUGCAUGGAGGGAUAA
Molecule: messenger RNA, 456 nt
Organism: Rangifer tarandus platyrhynchus (Svalbard reindeer)
Lineage: Eukaryota; Metazoa; Chordata; Mammalia; Artiodactyla; Cervidae
Source: the annotation of a GenBank genome assembly